This is a messenger RNA of Drosophila melanogaster (fruit fly), 918 nucleotides long. RefSeq lists its product as uncharacterized. Gene Ontology annotation, cellular component: mitochondrial outer membrane. The record is from RefSeq and is marked reviewed. The transcript has a single exon. Lineage: Eukaryota; Metazoa; Arthropoda; Insecta; Diptera; Drosophilidae. The coding region runs from base 204 to 569 and encodes 121 amino acids.
GCGCAAAUCAAAGCGACAGUUGUGGCAUGCUGUGAGCAACCUUUCACCAUAGCUCACCCAAAUUGAAUGUAAAAGCACAGCAUCAGGUAGAGAAGGAAGACGCAAAAACAGCUGAAAUGAGUGACUUACCAGUGGUGAAGAGCAGUACGUAUGUCGAAUCAGCGCAGCACAUCGGGCACCUGCUCUAAUACCCAAUCCUAGCCAUGAAUAGCCUUAGCCAGAGGUCGCCGUACAGCCAGAUCGGGAUGGGAGCUGCCGGUGGUUUUCUCACCGGCUUCGUGCUCCUCAAGGCGAGUAAGAUUAUGGCCGUGGCCGCUGGCGGUACCAUUCUGGCGCUCGAGCUGGCAUGGCAGGCGGGACUGGUCCAGCUGGAUGUGCUCAAGACAUUCUCACAGCUGGAACAGGAUCAGUCCCGGGGGCAGCUAGAGGUCAGAGAAAUAUCCCUGGAGCCAGUGAAUCUUAACCGCGUUCAGGAACUUGGGGAUAAAGCCAGGAAGGCGUGUGCAACCAGCGGUCGUCUAUGUGUGGCCUUCUUGGGCGGCUUUCUACUCGGCUUUGGAUGGGCUUAAGUAAUACAAAUUAUGAUCGCAAACACACAUAUACACAAUAUUUAAGUUGAUGUAAACGAAAGUUUUCACCUGUAGUGGCCUGCGGGAAUACUUUUUUGCAGUUUUUGGGUGCCGGCACGCAGGGAAAGUUUCCAUAACAAAAGCUUUGAACAUUUUAUAGAAAUUCUCUUAACAAAUAGCCAAGCCUCUCUUUACCGCACUCACAGACACACACACACACACACCUACAUACUGUAACGUGCAUUUAAAGUUUGUGCUCCGCAUAAAAAGGGACCCAGCAAAAACUUCAAACUUGUAACAACAUUUUCAUGCGCUUUUAAGCAUUUCAAUUUUCCCCGCUUGCUGGUAG